Messenger RNA from Stereum hirsutum FP-91666 SS1, 1434 nucleotides. RefSeq names its product hydroxymethylglutaryl-CoA synthase. Bases 1 to 1434 code for a protein of 477 amino acids. Gene Ontology annotation, molecular function: hydroxymethylglutaryl-CoA synthase activity. Gene Ontology annotation, biological process: acetyl-CoA metabolic process; ergosterol biosynthetic process. The record is from RefSeq and is a predicted model, not a curated record. The transcript is spliced from 5 exons. Lineage: Eukaryota; Fungi; Basidiomycota; Agaricomycetes; Russulales; Stereaceae.
AUGACCAACCCGCACAGCCAUCUUCAAGACAACGUUGUACCUCUCCCGCGUCCUGAGAACGUCGGUAUAAUUGGUCUAGAAGUUUAUUUCCCCAAACGCUGCAUCUCCAUUGACGCGCUGGAGGACUUCGACGGCGUCGCGAAGGGCAAGUACACGAUCGGCCUCGGGCAGCAGUACCUCGCCUUCACGGACGACCGCGAAGAUAUCAACUCCUUCGCUCUUUCCGCAGUGUCCUCCCUUCUCGAGAAGUACAACAUUGAUCCGCGCAGCAUCGGUCGCCUCGACGUCGGGACGGAGACUCUCAUCGACAAGUCCAAGUCUGUCAAGACAACGCUCAUGGACCUUUUCGCUGCCUCGGGCAACCACGACGUCGAAGGAAUCGACAGCAAGAACGCUUGUUAUGGGUCGACGGCUGCUGUUCUGAACGCCGUCAACUGGAUAGAGAGCUCGAGUUGGGACGGAAGAUACGCUAUCGUGUUUGCAGGUGAUAUUGCAAUCUAUGCGGAGGGUCCGGCCAGACCUGUCGGGGGAGCGGGAGCCGUCGCGCUCCUGAUCGGACCAGACGCACCCCUUGUUCUUGAACAUAUGUUUCAGUCUUACAUGGCCAACACCUACGACUUCUACAAGCCUCGCAUGGAAUCCGAAUAUCCCGUGGUCGACGGUCCUUCUUCUGUCACCACCUACAUUACCGCGUUGGACGAGAGCUUCAAGGCGUACCAGCGGAAGGUGCAGGAGGGCUCUUCUCGAGAUGUUCCCCCGCCAUACGCGAACGGGGCCAACGGAAAGGCAUCCGCCACGAAGUCCGUCAAACUCUCCGAUUUCGACUAUUCUGUCUUCCAUAGCCCAUACGGCAAGCUUGUACAAAAAGCUUACGGUCGCCUGACCUACCACGACUUCGUAGCCCACCCUACUGCUCCGGUCUACAGAGAUCUUCCCACCGACAUUCUGAGCAAGGAUGCUUCGGCAACCCUGACGGACAAGUCUGUCGAGAAGACCUUCGCCGCCGCCUCCGCAUCCAUGUACAAGCAAGUGGUCACCCCAUCGCUUCUCAUCUCCAACCGCUGCGGUAACAUGUACACCGGCUCCCUCUACGGAGGUCUUGCCUCCCUCCUGACAAGCAUUCCUUCGUACGAGCUGUUCGACAAGCGUAUCUCGAUGUUCGCGUAUGGUAGUGGUUGUGCGAGCACCUUCUUCGCCAUCAAGGUUCGGGGCGAUACGUCUCAUAUCAAGGCGAAGCUGGAUUUGGAGAGGAGACUUGCGGAGAUGGAUGUUCGCCCGUGCGAGGAUUACGUUGUAGCGCUCAAGCUUCGCGAGGAGACCCACAAUGCUCCUUCGUACAUUCCGAAUGACUCAGAUGCGGGCCUCUGGCCCGGCUCAUACCGCCUUGAAGCCGUGGACGGGAAGUACAGGAGGUCGUAUACCGUCACCCAUUGA